AUGCACAUUCUCAUUACAGGCGCUGCUGGCUUCAUCGGCCAAUUGCUUGCAAAAGAGCUUCUCAACGACCCUUCAUAUACACUCAUCCUGACCGACAUCAAUGAACCACCAGUUCCGGCCGGGGUCAAAUAUCCCCAAAAUGCACGCACCAUAACGGCGGACCUUCUCAAGGGAGCUGAUGCAAUAGUGGAAAAGUCCUUGGAUGCUGUUUACGCAUUUCACGGCAUCAUGUCAUCUGGGUCCGAAGCCAACUUCGAUCUGGGCAUGACUGUCAAUGUCGAUGCCACUCGCAAUCUACUCGAAGCCCUUCGCGCAACUUGCCCUGGUGUCAAGGUGAUAUAUUCUUCCAGCCAAGCCGUAUAUGGUCUACCACUUCCUGAAGUAGUGGAUGAUACAAUUAUCCCCACGCCUCAAUCAUCGUACGGUGCGGAAAAGAUCAUUUGCGAAACACUUAUCAAUGAAUACACACGACGCGGCUUCAUCGCAGGUUUUACUCUCCGAUUUCCCACCAUCUCCGUUCGACCUGGCCGUCCCACCGCUGCCGCUUCCUCAUUUCUCUCCGGGAUGAUCCGCGAACCCCUCAACGGUGAGGAGUGCGUCAUUCCGGUUGAAGAUCGGUCCUUCAAGUCGUGGCUCUGUUCGCCUAAAACUCUCGUCCAUAACCUGAUACUCACCCUUUCAUUAUCCGCCAAUUCUGUGCCACUUCAUAUUCGCCAAAUCAAUGUACCAGGGAUUUGUGUCACCGUGCAAGAGAUGAUGGAUGCAUUGGCAAAGGUGGGAGGAGGAGAAAAACUGGUCCUACUAAAAGAAAAGGAGGACCCUACACUCAGACCAAUUCUAGACUCAUGGCCGACAUGUUUUGAUAAUUCACAGGCAAUCUCUUUGGGAAUGAAGCGUGACACCUCGUUUGAGGAGGCAGUCAGGGAUUACCAUCUUUCUGUCACCCAAUGA
Molecule: messenger RNA, 951 nt
Organism: Aspergillus puulaauensis
Lineage: Eukaryota; Fungi; Ascomycota; Eurotiomycetes; Eurotiales; Aspergillaceae
Product: SDR family oxidoreductase
Exons: 1
Coding region: 1-951 (316 amino acids)
Source: RefSeq, a predicted model, not a curated record